CAUAGUUGCACACGCAUACACCUACACAUGAACACACACCUACACACACACAUACACAUAUACACAUGCGCACAAUUUUGGGGUUUAGUUGAUAUAUAUAUAAUUCAGUUCCUGGAUUUAGUUUGCUAAAUCCGAGAAAGAACACGUUAUGUAUUCCCAUUUCUGUCUCUUUAUAAGUGAACAUGAUGAAAUGUGCAAGAGAUCCUGUUAUACUAAAUACUUAUAGACUGGAGAGGAAACGAUUCCUGUGAUUAUAGAAGAAAAAAAGGACUUCGUUAAUCUUGCUUCACGUCAAAUUAAUAGGAAUGAAAUUCUGUUUUUAAUAAGUGAUAUGAUAUAACUGUUUACAUUUUGAAAUAUUUCUUUGAUUGAACAAUUAGCCAGUGAUUCUCGUUGAUUUCUGCUGAUAAAAACAUUUUUAAAAAGACUUAUGGAGCAACGUUGAGAAGAAAUAUUGAUGUAUAAAACCCAGCAAAAAAAGCAGACUGCCGAACCGUCCUCAGCGCUAACGAACGCCAGUAUUUUCUUAAUCAUCAAUCAGCUCUGAAACUGAAAGGUUGGAUCAUUUUUUUCUCUUAAUCUUCAUCAACACGAAACGGGCGAACAAUUAAAAUGAAACUGUUAAUCUCAAAACAACCACUUGCUCUACUUAUUGUUAUCACAUUAUUAAGUAUAUCGAACGGUCAAUAUGAAUGCAAUUCAUUGAACUGCGUGCUUCCGAACUGCAAUUGUAAAAGCUCAAAUAUACCACAUGGGUUGUCGAAAGAUGUCGUACCACAGCUUGUCAUGAUUACAUUUGAUGAUGCAGUCACAACAGAUAACUAUGAGACCUACAAUCAUUUAAUGACCGGGAUUACGAAUCCGAACGGCUGUCCAAUCAGUGCUACUUUCUUUGUCUCACACGAAUACACUGAUUACAAGACAGUACAGCAACUCCAUUCACAGGGACACGAAAUUGCCAGUCAUUCGAUUUCACAUCGUUUUCCACCAUCUUGGUGGCAAACAGCUAAUUAUACUGAUUGGUAUUCGGAAAUACAGGGUCAGCGUGAAAUGCUUUCUACUUGGGCUCAUAUCGAUAAAUCCGAAAUCAAAGGUAUGCGUGCCCCAUUUCUACAGCCUGGGGGAAACUGGCAAUUUCAGAUUAUUUCAGAUUUAAAACGCGAUGGUUUUAAAUAUGAUGCUUCUUUAGUCUCUUACAUUCAUAAAAUUGAUCCAUACGCUCCUCCAAUAUGGCCGUAUACCCUAGACUUUCCUUCAGUUGAUGAUUGUGGGGUAAAACCGUGUCCUGAUUGGACAUUUCGUGGUUUAUGGGAAAUUCCAUUGGUCGAAUACGAAGACAAAGACGGUACUCUUUGCGCUAUGUUAGAUGAAUGUGAUGCAGCUAGAUCAGAAGAAGAGCUUUAUAAUGUCAUUAUGAAGAACUUCGAGAACCAUUACAAUACCAACAGAGCUCCUUUCGGAAUUUAUAUGCAUUCACCGUGGUUAAAAAAUCCUUCUAAUUUUAAUGUGGUUCGGCGAUUUAUGCAAGACAUAGCUACUCGGGGUGAUGUUUGGUUUGUGUCACAAUCAAAAGUACUUGAUUGGAUACAAAGUCCUAAGACACUUCAAUCGAUGGACACGUUUUCAUCAUUUAAUUGUUGGUUACACCGCAGCCCCUGGGUGUGUACAGACGACCAGUCUAUUACAUGUGUCUAUGAUACUUCUGGAUUUCUAGUCUGGCCGAGAAGAAUUUCAAAAAGAAAUGCUGUUUAUCCGAAAACUAAUAUUUCUACUGUCUUAGAUCAGGAGUAUUUCAAUCGGCAACAAGCUCGAGCAACACGUAAAAUGAAGCUUUGGAGUCAGUCGACCGGAUUAAAUUUUCCAGGUAGGACUACAGAAGCCCUUUAUAAUGACGCAACUCCAUCUUACGACUAUGGAGAAGCAUAUGGUGUAUAUUACAACGGUCAAAGUGAACCAGGCUUCAUACCAUAUCCAAAACCAAAUGAAGAUGGAAAUCAUCAAGAAGGUUAUUAUUCUGAAGAAUCUGGAACACCAGAACGAGAAGCAGGUGACGCCAAAUUAACAUCAAAUCUUCUUGCGUCUAUUUUAGGUCCAAAAAACAAGGCGAGAAUCGGUGUUAGUCGUAAAAAGAGACAGUCCAACACAUUCCAUGAACUUCACAUAUGUUCGGAAUAUUGUCCCUUUCGAUACCCUUGGCUUAACAAUAUCGAUGGCCAAUAAGAUAGAUAUACCAAACACGUACAAAAAUGUAUUAUUUUCCUUUUUUCCGAAUUUUGUUUAGAGUGUUUUAGGUUUUGAUUUUGAAAUAACUUUUUAUGGCUUAGUCAGUGGAGCCAAGUCAGUGCUUAGCACCCUCUUCAGGGCCUCAGUCACUGGUAGAAGUGGAGACCUAGCCUAAAUACUUACCGUAGAGUACACACCAAUAAAGGUGCCCAAAGACCAGUUAUUACAUUAAACCUUUAAUAUACAGAUUAUCCUGUCAAAUGUAAUGCUUAUUUAUUCACAUUGUUUUGAAUUAAACAGGCAUUAUCUCGUAGCUUCGAGAUUUCGAUGAUAUGAUUGUUUAUUUUUUUAGAAUGGCAUUGCAGGGUAAGUAUGAGGGACCAGAUCUGUUCAAUUUGAACAUAAAACAGAAAGGAUUUUUCAGCCGGAUAAGGACAGUUUAAGCGCUAAGAGUUAAAUAAAAUUUCGCUUCUACCCAAGCCAAGGAACAAUCCCUCUGACAGGUUGCCGCACAGUUUCCGUCUACCAAAUUCUAAUCACAAAAUUUUGAGCUAUUUGGAGCUAUGGUAGAUGAAACCUAUUCAAAAUUCCGUGCAGCAGGAACAAACCCCAAACCAUAUAACUGAAGAGAACUCCUAAACUGUACAACCACGACUAAGCCAGAAAGCAAAGACGACAUUCAACAAGCAUCAACUAUCAGCAAUAGAUUCACUUUAUCUAUAGGUUCCCAUAUAACGGUGUAUAUACGGGUUGUAUAUUAGGUUCUCAGUAUUUAAUGCUGGCAGACUUAUGAGGCACGCGGUACACUGAAUUACCUCCUGGUUUACCAACUCGGACUUCUUGGAUUAUCAUUUCAAUUAAAUUCGAGUUGCCUUUCUGGAUUACAUCGGAUCUAUGUUAUUGUAUUAUGUACAUGUGAGUGUGUGCAAAC
This is a messenger RNA of Octopus sinensis (East Asian common octopus), 3154 nucleotides long. RefSeq names its product chitin deacetylase 7-like. NCBI's taxonomy places the organism in Eukaryota, Metazoa, Mollusca, Cephalopoda, Octopoda, Octopodidae. Gene Ontology annotation, biological process: carbohydrate metabolic process. The transcript has 2 exons. Gene Ontology annotation, molecular function: hydrolase activity, acting on carbon-nitrogen (but not peptide) bonds. The record is from RefSeq and is a predicted model, not a curated record. The coding region runs from base 613 to 2220 and encodes 535 amino acids.